Paramuricea clavata is the source of this 3889-nucleotide messenger RNA. The record is from the annotation of a GenBank genome assembly. Lineage: Eukaryota; Metazoa; Cnidaria; Anthozoa; Malacalcyonacea; Plexauridae.
AUGCAACCUCCAGAAAGUCCAAGUGAAGUGAAGUCCCUUCUUGGUAUGGCUCAAUAUGUUUCACGUUUCAUCCCUAACUACGCUGCCAUCACUGCCCCUCUACGUGCAUUGACCCAUCAGAAUUCUGUGUGGAAAUGGGACAAAGAAGAAGAAACUGCCUUUCGAAAGCUACAGGAUGAGCUAACCAGUGAUCGAGUUAUGUCCUACUUCGACCCAACAAAGCCCACCGAAGUACUGGUCGAUGCAAGGCCCAUGGGUCUAGCAGCUGUUCUAAUGCAAGAUGGAAAAGUCAUCAGUUACGGAAGUCGCGCGCUGUCCGGUGUCGAAUCGCGUUACUCCUAGACUGAACGAGAGAUGCUUGCAGUCGUCUGGGCAACUGAGCAUUAUCAUCUCUAUCUAUACGGUGCGAAGUUCACACUAAUAACUGAUCAUAAACCUCUUCUCGGAAUAUUCAAGAGCCACAGGCCUACCUCUCCUAGAAUCGACCGGUGGAAGCUGAGAUUAAUGCCUUACACUACGAGAUCAUAUACAGACCAGGAAAAGAUGAUGCUAAUCCUGCCGACUUCAUAAGCCGUCAUCCACAUAAAGCCACUCCAUUCCCGGAUAAUAUCGCUGAAAACUGUGUCAACUAUCUUUGCAACAACGUAAUUCCGAAAGCUAUGACGAUGUCAGAAGUGAAGAAAGAAACGGAGAACGAUUCCACCCUCCAAAAACUUUUGCAAGCAAUUAAAACAAGUAUUUGGUCUGAUCCAGAAAUCCAACCAUACACAAAUGUAAAAGACGAACUAUCCGAAUGUGACGGUAUACUCCUACGAGGAACACGUUUGGUUCUUCCACAAUCACUCCAGCAACAAGCUAUUGAGUUGGCUCAGGCAGGUCAUCAGGGAAUAGUAAAGACCAAGCGACUACUACGCGAGAAAGUUUGGUUCCCGUCGAUCGACAGAAUGGUUCAAGAGAGAAUAAAAAACUGUAUUCCGUGCCAAGCUGCAACACAAGGUACCAUGCCAAAACCAGAACCAUUGACUAGGGAUCCAAGGAUAGUGUGAAGUUUCAAAUUGAAAAAGAUUCUGCAAGAACUAUAUAGGGACGCUGACAACCUAGAAAAGCUGAUGUCUUACACUACGAAAUAAACAAUCACCAACGGCAUUUCAUCUCAUUAUAUAUAUUGCUUUUAAUGCGCUCGACACACGAGUAGCGUGACGUUUGAAACAAGCCUAACACAUCAGAAACGUGCUUUGUGAAACUGAUACAAUUUAUCUAUUUAUUGUGAUGCUACACGCGACAAUUCGAAAUUUCAAUUGCACCUGUCGCUAAAAGCAUCCGCACAAGGCUACUGCAAACUUAUAAUUGAAAUAGAUGUAUACGAUAUGUUAUAAAUAAUAAGCACUACGUCGUUACAUCAUUGAAAGGAAGCAUUUUAUCUUCAUCCGUUCCGUAUUUUUUCGCAUUUCCGUUCUGUGGUCCGCUCCAUCCGCUUCCGCAUUUUAACCUAAUUGUGACAUGUUUUACAAUAACAAGUCCGCAUUGACCUUUGACUUUUCCCAGUGCACGUUGUGUCUAUUUUUAACUUCUCGCAUGUUUUGAAUAAUGUCACUUUAGAUUUCAAUAGUUUCACAGUUAUAGCAGUGUUUAAAGCAGUUUUGACAAGCUUUGAUACAGUUCUGUGUACAGAAUACUACAGAUUAAUUCUCGUAAGAUCCGGUAGAGUUAACGUUGCACUGAACACGAAUUUGCACCGUUGACAACGGCGUUGUGCUAGACAGUAAACAAGGUCCGCGACAGUACACGUUGGCUACAUGUACCUCCUUGCUUUUUUCUUCCAUUGCAUAAAGCUUGUUGGUGAGCCAAACGAUUGGCGAUAACACGUUGGCGAUAACAUAUUGGCUAUCUCCUCGUCUUUCUUAUUAAAAUAAGGAGCUCUGACUCAACUGAUUUCCUUCGUCUCGCAAUAUUUUCUUCGUAAACGCCUGUACGAACGCCCGCUUCUGUUGAAUAGUUGGUGAUGCUUUAUUGAUCUGACGCAAUUUUUCGAUCUUUGACUGAGUGUACUAUUCUGUGAUGUGGCACCUUAUACAGUCAAAUAACAAUGUAAAAUGAAUACACGGUCUAAAUAAUAUCGUCUAUCGAUGGGCACUUAAUUGAACGCCGGUAACCAUACUCAUCGAUUUAUAUAUCAUAUUAUUGCGUAGAAUCAGUCAAAGAUUUUCUCAAUAUUCAUGUCUGAAAUGUUUAUAUAUUUGAAAAACAACACUGUCUCGCUUCUUCGUACAUACUGUACCCCUGUAUAAUGAGUAUACCGUGAAAAUAAUAUCAGCACUCAAUUGAAUGCCUAGAAUCUCAAAGAUUUUCGGCUCAAUAUUUACGUCUGAAAUGUUUAUACACUUGAGUCUUAAAUGCACUGUCUGGGCGGUGUAGCUCCUUCCUAGCUCUGUAUAAUGAAUAUACCGCCUAAAUAUUAUCGACACUUAUUAAUUGAACGGCCGUAAUGCAUAAGAUCAAUUUAUAUAUUGCGUAGAUUUUCAAAGAUUUACUCAAUAUUCACGUCUGAAAUGUUUAUACAUCUGAAAACAACACUGUCACUCCUUCCUAGCAUAUCGUCACGCCAUCGUGAUCUACGGCUUGAUAGCGCAUGCGCAUUUGCGCUACUAAAGAAAAAUCGGGUGUUCCGGGGUAAAGAUCCUCUACACAAAUGAGAAGCGAAUGUUCUAAAAUUUACAAAGAAUUACAAUAACGAAAGCGAUUGCUCGAAAUUUUUGUGAACUUGGUAAAAGGAUAACAGAAUAUGUAAAUAAGUUAACUGAAAUUGCCUAAAUAACCUUCAAAGUACUGACUAAGCACAAUAAAUCACUACGAACAUAAAUCGUACACGCCCCCCGGAAAGUUUACUGUAUGACUGAAUGACUGACUGACUGACUGUUUCGUUUGAAUUUUCCUCACCAUCACAAUACUGUGAAGUUUCGAAGAAACUUCACACUAAAAAUGACCCCACUACCAAAAGCACCAUGGAACGAAAUUGCUAUUGACUUCGAUGGUCCCUUUCCAUCGGGCGAAACACUACUUGUAGUCAUUGAUGAAUUCAGCAGAUUUCCGGAAGUCGAAAUCCUCCAUUCCACAACCGCAAACGCCGUCAUACCCAAACUCGAUGGUAUUUUCUCUAGACAAGGGAUACCCAAAGUCGUAAAAUCAGACAACGGCCCACCGUUCAAUAGCGCAGAAUUCGCAAACUUCGCCAGUUUCCUUGGUUUUCUACACAGAAAGGUUACGCCCUAUUGGCCCCUAGCUAAUGGUGAAGUCGAACGUUUUAUGCGAACACUCGAAAAAGCAAUCCGUACAGCCCAUUCAGAGAAAAAGAACUGGAAACGUAUUUCUACGCCAGUACCGUGCAACUCCAUAUAGCACCACCAACACAUCCCCAUCUGAAGCUCUAAAUAGCCGAAAACUGCAAACGCUUCUUCCCCAGCUCACCGAAGUUCCCAAUCCUGAAGCAGAUAAUUCCAUCCACGAAACGGACAGUGAGAAGAAAAGAAAGAUGAAGGAAUACGCUGACAAACGACGACGUUCUGAAACCAGCGAAAUAAAAGUAGGAGAUACAGUCCUAAUCCAACAACCGAAAGCAAACAAGUUGUCCACUCCUUUUAAUCCAAGUCCUUACAAGGUCGUAGCGAGAAAAGGAAGUAUGGUCACUACUGAACGUGAUUCUCAUAAAGUUACCCGCAACGUUUCGUUUUUCAAAAAAAUUAAAGCUACCUUCAUCCCGGAAGAUGCGACAGUCGAUGAAUCCGAUGAUCCAAUCCCACAUUCCCGACACAACUUGAAGCAACAAGUUGCACCACCACCUUCCAGAAGAUCUCAACGGAACAGACAACCUUCCAACAGACUGAGAUAUUAA